This is a messenger RNA of Papilio polytes (common Mormon), 2949 nucleotides long. It is a transcript of the gene Nnp-1, whose product is annotated as ribosomal RNA processing protein 1 homolog. Bases 247 to 2289 code for a protein of 680 amino acids. Gene Ontology annotation, biological process: rRNA processing. Gene Ontology annotation, cellular component: nucleus; preribosome, small subunit precursor; preribosome, large subunit precursor. Lineage: Eukaryota; Metazoa; Arthropoda; Insecta; Lepidoptera; Papilionidae. The transcript is spliced from 11 exons. The record is from RefSeq and is a predicted model, not a curated record.
GCGUAAGAAUAAGUCGAUCGAAUUUUCUAAUUCGUUAAAUUCAUUGUUGAUUAAAAAAACUCACCGGUUGAAGGGUGUUCCACUGUGAAUUCAACUAGUUCAUAGAAUCAACGCUUCGAGGCCCAUCUCUAAACGUCAGUUGAUUUUCGAAAAACCAUACGUUGUCGCGAGUUUUUCGUUUAUAAAUUUUUAAUUUCGUAUCAUACCUAGUGGGUUAAUUUUAAACGUUAUAGAAUAACUAAUAAAAUGAAAACUAACAACAAAAAGAAAACUAAGAAACAAAAAUCCAAGAAAAGGCCCAUUGAAAAGAAUAAAAAAGAACGUAUUCUUGUCAUAGCACAGGAAUUCAAAUUCGCUAAAUUUCUCUCGUCUAACGAGAAGAAAACACGAGAUCGUGUAUUGAAAGCGCUAAAAAAAUGGAUACUUAAUUGCUUCGAGAAAGGAUACGAUUUCAAAGAGGAUGACUUCUUCAGAGUGUGGAAGGGCUUGUUCUAUGCUGUAUGGAUGUCGGACAAGCCGUUAAUACAGGAAGAACUAUGCGACAAUAUAGCCGGGAUAUUAGAUCUGUUCCCGCCAGAACAGAUAAAGAAUGCGCUGCUCAUGACCAAGGCUGGCUUCAAAAUGUUAGCCACUGGAUGGUAUGGAAUUGACCAACAUAGAAUUGAUAAAUUUAUGAUGCUGGUGCGUAGAUAUUUGCGUGGCAGUUUACGCUGCCUUCUACGUUGCAACUGGAGCAUAGAUAGUUGCAAUUUGUACAGUGAAAUGUUAUCUGCAGAUGAUGGUUUAUUAGCGAUUCAAACACCAUCAUAUGCUCGGAAUGCGUUAUCUAUUAUACUGCACUUCACCGAUUGUUUCCUCGAAGAAUUGGCUAAAGUAUCACAAGGUAAGAUCCCCGAUGAGAGUUUAGUAUGCUUGCUGCGGCCGUACUUCCGGCUGGUGUGCGCCGGCGAGGCGGCGGCGGCGAACGCUGCGCGUGCCCUCCUCACCGCCUUACUGCGACAGUCGGACCUCGGCCUGCAGUACUCGGCGAAGGAACAAGCUUGGCAACAGAUGGGUUGUCCGGCAGGCGGGCCGGAUGCGUUGGAGAUGGUGAUCGAUGAAGAUGAUGAGGAUAAUGAUGAAAAUGACGAUGAUGAUAAAUCUGAAAAAGCCCCAGUGUUGGACCCUCGCGCGGGCAAAGUGGACGUGGAGCUGCCGCUGCUGGGAGUGCCGGGCGCGCUGCUGGCGGCGGAGCUGCGCCGGCUGGCCGACACCCUCUGCCGUACAUCUAAAGCAUAUAAAAGAGCUAAAACAUGCAUAGAACGUUUCGAGCAACUAAGCAACAAUGUGUACCCGCUGCGAAUCAAAGACACGGAUUUUAUGGAGGAUGUGGAGGAUGCUGCGCUGCCUGAACUCUCGGAGGCAGCUGAGCAAUUAAAAGACUUGGAGAAAAGACUUGUCACCUCCGCUGAUGAACUGGCACUACGAGGUUUGAGUCGUAAACAUCGAAAACGUCUCUUAGCAAAAAGUCGCGCUGGACUGAGUAUAGUCGAGGAUGUAAAAUCAGUCGAAGAGCCAGUGGAGGCUACUAAUGGAGAUUGGAAUAUAGAAGAAACAAAGUCCGAUUAUAAAGAAAAGAAAGAAAAUAACACAUUAAAUAAAAAACCUGCAAAUAAAAAGAGGCCAAACAAGAAGCGAAAACUGGAAGAGCAAAAAGUAGAAAAUGUCAAGAAAACGAAAAUUGACAAAAAAGAACAACAAGCACAAAAGCCAUCUGAUACGAAAAAGGGGGUAAUAAAACUUAAUGGAGCUGUCAAAGAGAAACAAAAACUAAGAAGAGAUAAUAAGAAAAUAGAACCUAAUAAAGAGAAAAGUAAAGACAAGACGCAAGUAGCUGUAGUAAAGAAAAAAGAUAAUUUAAUUAAUAAGGAAAAUAGUAAAAAUGCAAAAACAACAGACAAAAAAGACAAGAAAAAUACAGAAACGCAAAAAGUAAUAGAAAAGCCUCCAUCGAAACCUACAAAAGCAACAUUAGUAGUAAACAAAGUAAAAAACAACAAAACUAAAAUAUCACCGAAAGGUGCAAAAUCAAUCAACGCGAAACUAUCAUUAAAUACUCCGAAGAAAGUUAAAUUUGUUUUAAAAAAUAACGGAGCCCAAGCACCUGUGGAUUAUUACAAAAGUGUAAGACAGAGUCCGAACAUACCUUUUGACAGCAGCAAGCAGCCGACAAAAACUAACCUCAAACCUUCAACACCGUCACCCAUCAAUCCAUUCUUUAAAAAGAAAUUAAGAUUAACAAAAGUAUGAAAUUAAGAUGACAUGAAAGUGGAACAUGACAGUUAUUGCUCAAAUAAAAGCUGUUGGACCAAUUGUCUUAUGGGAAAACCCAAAUGGAUUUUGGCUGAAUGGUCUAACGGGAAACAAAGUAUAGUUGACUGUCAAAUUGCGUCAGUUUUCACGGCAGAAGCAUUAUGAAAGAAAAAAUAACCAAUUUAACUUUUUUGUCCAAUUGUAGACAAUGUCAAUAAUAUUUGAACAAUGUGGUUCCUAGUUAUUUCAUUUUUAAUGUUCUAAGCUUUUAGUCCGAGAUUUGUUUUAGCUAAAAUAUUUCAAAUAAAUAUGAAAUGUAAAUGUUUGCUAAUACUAUUAAAAAUACCAAACUAAGAAAUUAGUUGAAUUUAAAUUAUUAAUAUGGUAGUUUUGCUAGAUUAGAAUAAUCAAGUAUUUUAUAUUAUCAUUGAGUUAAUGUAUUUUCAUCGAAAUAUUUUUAUUAAGCUUCCAUCCAAAGGCAGUGUAACAAUGCAAUUUGUAAUGUUCAUGUUCUAAUGCUUCUGAAGUAAGUUCUAUUGAGAUAGAAUAACAUUUAAAUGUAGCAAAUAAUGUUUGUUUUCCUGUCACAUUACGUGUUAUUACAGUUUUAGCUGAAUUGUUAUAAAGUUAAAGUUUUGUAAUAAAUCUAAAUAAUUA